Camponotus floridanus (Florida carpenter ant) is the source of this 5682-nucleotide messenger RNA. RefSeq lists its product as uncharacterized. Lineage: Eukaryota; Metazoa; Arthropoda; Insecta; Hymenoptera; Formicidae. Gene Ontology annotation, molecular function: 3',5'-cyclic-GMP phosphodiesterase activity. The coding region runs from base 1101 to 4334 and encodes 1077 amino acids. Gene Ontology annotation, biological process: cGMP catabolic process. The record is from RefSeq and is a predicted model, not a curated record. The transcript has 13 exons.
GCGUGCGAGGCACCCGUCGUCGCGUCCUGCUCCGCGAGCGCGCCUCUACCGCGCAUCGUCGUCGACGAUCUUCGUCGUCUCUCGCGAUACGAACGUUUUCUUUCAACGGGAAACGUAAAACUGUGGUGCGAAAAUUGCGAAUCUUUCGAACGCGAGAGAGAUCAAUGCUUCUCUUGUCUCGCUCCCUCCAUCUUCCUCCUCGAUUUUGAAAACCGCGCGUGUUUGAAACUCCGCCAAGUUGAAGUUGCAGAGAAAAGUGAACGCUUGAACGACGAACAUCGAGCUGGCUGUCUCGCUCGCUCGCUCGCUGUUUUCUCGCGAAGGAGAAUAGGAAAAAGAGGAGAAUCGGCGCGAGUGAGAGAAAGACGCGAGCGUCGCCUGUGAAGAAGCUCGAACUAGUCGGUCGCGAGUUUGUGUUUUUGUUUAUGCGGAACGGACUCUUGCACCGGUAACUACGCACUGGACACGACACCGCGUCGCUACGUCGAAGGAAGUGCGAGUGGAUGCGCCUCGGAAGGACGAUUCGUCGCUGGAGGAGGCGUUCGAGAAAGGACUUUGGGAAACCUGCCACGAGGAUUAAUCGAAAAUACAGUUCGGAAGACGAAUUAUUUCGCAAUAACUUCUAGUCCUAACGCAAAUCACUACAUCAUUGAAAAGUCGGGAAAACGAAGUUUUCGAAGGAGAGACGCGUGAGAAACCGCAAAAAUAAAAGGCGGAAAUAAACGUAAGAAUGGACCAUGAGGAAACGCGGUGUCGGCUGGUAGUGGACGAGCGAUCGGCCACAUCGCUUCCGCCACGUCGUCGUCGAUCGUCGCUCGCGACGCGUUCCCGAUACGUCCUUUUCCAGACCCGAAACGAGCGGCAGGUGUUGUGCGCGGCAGAAGAUACGGGCUUGACAGGUGCGAUAAUCGGGGGUGGCCCGGUCAGAGCCGCCGCCGGGCCGGCGAUGCGACGAUGAGCUCGCCGAGGGUGCUGCUACCCCUCCACACCCGACCAAAGCCCCGCGUAAUAGCAAGGCCGGGUAAUUUCGGAAGCUGCGACGACGAGGCCGAGCGACGAGGAGCGGCAGGCGGUUCAAGGCCGAAAUUAUCCGCGUGGCCAUGGACCACGAGGCGAGGAACGGAACCGGCAGCAAUGACAACGAGGAGCACACCAACAUCUACUUCAUCGUCGGCGACCGCAGAGAAAUGGCCACUUACAAGGCGAACCAGGUCACGGACAUGGAACUCAAGGAGCUCUUUAGAAGCGCGGCAGAGGCUGGACCUCUGGACAUUGUAAAGCUUCGCAAGGGAGACAAACUCCUCAACAUUUCGACCCAUCUACCGCCGAACACGCCCGAUACGCCCUACGUUCUUCAGAUCGUUGGCGCGCAUCCCGCUUCCUCGGCGGUGAUCGAAGCGGAGGUGCUUUGGGCCCUGGAGAGGCGCGUGGCGGCUCUAGAGAGGCAACUACGAGAGCAUCAGGAAGCUUUAUACGCCACACCCUCCCUCGCUUUGCGAGAAUUGAAACGCCAAGUGGACAGUUUCAAGAACAAAUUGGAGAACAACGAUCAGCUGAACUGGCUCAGUCUUUACAAGCAACUUCCGGACGUCUAUAUGGAUUCUUGCCGCAGAUUGCAAUAUCGCCGAAAGAGUGACAGCAUGAAGCGGAAAGUUCGGGAGAAGUUCCUCAAUAUUUGCGACGUGACAGUCUCGUCAAGUGUCCGCGAAUGGCUACGUUCGCCGGCUUUCGACGCGCGACAAUGGGAGGACGAAGAGCUGCUGCUGAUGCUGCAGACCAUGUUCGUUGAUCUCGACCUACCUCAAAAGUUCAACAUUCCCUUGCCGAUUCUGAGGAACUUUCUCUACGAGGUCUACAAUAAUUACAACGAGGUGCCGUUUCAUAAUUUCAGGCACUGCUUCUGCGUGGCACAAAUGAUGUACGCGAUAGCCUGGGCGGUGGAUCUCCCAUCGAAAAUCGGCGACCUCGAGGUGCUCAUACUGAUCGUCUCCUGCAUCUGUCACGAUCUCGAUCAUCCGGGCUACAACAAUAUCUAUCAGAUAAACGCGCGGACCGAACUGGCGCUGCGUUACAACGAUAUCUCGCCCUUGGAGAAUCAUCACUGUUCGGUGGCAUUUCGGGUUCUGGAGGCGCCCGAGUGCAACAUUCUCGCGUCCUUGGAUAAUCCUACGUACAGAGUAGUUCGCGAGGGCAUCAUACGGUGCAUCCUGGCGACCGACAUGGCCCGGCACAACGAGAUCCUCGGCCAGUUCAUCGACAUCACUCCCGAAUUCGAUUACACCAGCAGAGCGCACAUAAAUCUGCUAUCCAUGAUUCUCAUCAAGGUAGCCGACAUAAGUAACGAGGCGCGCCCGAUGGAAGUCGCGGAACCCUGGCUGGACAGGUUACUCCAAGAGUUCUUCAAACAGAGCGACGCGGAGAAGCUCGAGGGUCUUCCGGUCACCCCAUUCAUGGAUCGCGACAAGGUGACCAAACCGUCGUCCCAGGUUAGCUUCAUCGGCCUAGUUCUUCUCCCCCUCUUCGAAGCCCUCGGUGAACUUCUUCCCGAGCUGCAGGGUCUCAUAGUUCAGCCGGUCAGGGAAGCUCUGGAGUACUAUCGCAAAUUGAACGAGGCUGCCAAAGACGAACGCCAUCAUCGAAAGAGCGUCAUAGAUGUUGGGGAAUCGGGCAUAGCGCACAGCGGUGGUACCGGUGGCUCCUCUGUCGUUAUCAAAUCCACGUCGUCGCAUAGCAUGCGUUCAAAGCGAUCCGCCACGACGAUUCAUUCGCGUUCGCGUUCCACCGACGAGGAUAUCACGGAGAAUUUGACGAUGGAGGAGAUGGAAAACGUCGAGAGCUCCGAUCCGGAGACGGCCACGGAGGUGGAGAUCAGCGAGAAGACGCUCAAGUUCAAGAUCUCCACCGAAGGCACGUUGGCCGGUCCGACCUCCGGCCGCAAGAGUUGCCCUAGCAGCCGCAAGGGCAGUCGGGAGAAAUCCUCGUUGGAUUAUCAUAAUCAAGAUCUAAUCAAGGCUGUCCGGGAACAUGAGAGGAGACGCAGCAGGGGCGAAAAUCUCGGUAGCGAUCUCAGUUCGCCGGCCAGCGCGAGAUCCACCGAAGGUGCUCGUAUUCUCGAAGAAAUUGAGAAGCAGGCAACGACAUUUCUGGUUGCCAAGAUCGAAGGCAGAGCGCCAGAGGGAAACGGUAAUAUCGUCGCGGUAGAGGCUCAUUCACAACUGAGGAAUAACAUGAAGAAGACCGGCAACAUUAUCGAGAACGAUCAGGAGAUCCGAUCUAGUCGUAAGGACAGCAGCCGAGAAUCGAUCAGUUUGCGAUGCUGCUGCGACGAGAGAACCGAGCCGAAUAAUCACAGAUCUUUGUUCUCACGGUUGAGAAACUUUACGGGUCGUCUGAGCAGCAGUUUUGAUUCUAAGGAUUCACCCAGUCCAAAACCAAAGCACGCGUCCAAGAUGCUCACUAAGAGUAACUCGGUGAGCAGCGGUUCGGCCGCGACUUCGAGGAGACACAACAAUUCUCUAUUCAUCUGCAAGCGUUGCAAUCUUGUCAAAGACAGUGGCAAAGCCAUCGCGACCGUGGUGGAGUUAUCAUCGGUGGAUAAACGAGCGAUGACUUUGCCCAAGGUUCGCAAAUCUACGGAUAGUAAGAACAAAAGCUGGCGGACGGUGUUCACCAAAGAAAAGAGAUCGUCCACUUCUCUGGAGGCUUUGCCGGCAGCCGGCUCGUUUUCCAAGCAUCGUAGAAACUUGUCAAAUCCCGAAGGCAAGUCUCAGAGUAUGAAGGAAGUGAAAAGAUCUCGGCAGGGUCUGGACAUCGAGUUCCAAGAGAUCGACGUACGUCCGAAGAAGCAGCAGCAGCAGCAACCUGAAAUCAUAGUCAAUCCCGACGACACCUCAUGCGAUAUUGAAGAGGAUCUUGGCAAGGUGGAGAUUAGGAGAAGUUCGGCCAGCAUGGAGGACAUUUCUAAGAUGGCGAAACAAGCGGAGGCAGUCAUACUGGGUUCGCUGAAUUCCAAGACGGAGGAACGCCCGCACACCGGCAGUUUGGACUCGAUGCUCUGCAAAGAAGUGUCCAAGUCACGAAAGAAGCAUUCCACCGUGUUUGCGUCGCCCGCCACGACCAAAAAAUCCUCGCCCGGUCUAUUCUCGCGAUUCAAGUCCGGUAUGAGCAUCGAUAGUACUCGUAGCAACAGCAACAGCGAUUCUUUGCACGAUCACGGCUCGCAAAGCGGCUGGAUAUCCUCGUUGACGGCCAGUUUUCGGCCAAAAAGACAUCCGAAUGAAACGCCGCUGUCGCCGCAUCCACCGAGGUCGCCCAGCAGAGAAGAGAUCAAGUGAUACGUCCUGGUGGUCGAGGAUCCCUCUGAGAAGAAACUCGGCCUUCGCGGCUGGUGGCCCGAAAACUUGUUUUGUUGCAACAGUUAGGGACUCGAACGAAAGAAGUUUGAGCCUAAUUUAGACUCAGAUGUAUCCGGGAAUAUCUCUGUCGCAUUCUAAUACGAGAGAACCUAGUAAAAUAAUUGUGAAGAAAAUUUUUCGAAGAGGUUUAAUUUUUUAACACAGGAAUCAUCAUAUUUCUCAUCGUGGUAUUAAUUAUCGGUGACAUUCAAAUAUAUUUAAAUAAAUUCGAAUAUAUUCAAAUAUAUUUCGUGAAAAAGAAGAAUGAAUUCUCGCGAUUAAUUCGCGGGCAAUGUAAAGAGAAUAAAAUCUAUCUCGUGUAAUUAAAAGCAGUCAAUUUUGAACAAAUGUAUUUGCUCGAGCAAGCCAAUUAUCGAAGAAUAAAAAAAAAAUAAAACGUCACAUAUCUAAUAUAUAAUUUUUAAUUAAAUUGAAAUUCUUUUAUUGAAUCUUUCUUGAUGCGGAGGGAUCCUCAUAUGACCAUGAUUUCAUGCCAUCGAUCUUGAGUGUUUUAUGUAUACUACGACGCGAAGUCACGAGAGAUACUUUAUUUGCGAGGGAUACCUACGGCCUGUGGAAAACAAGGAUGUAUGCUAUUAUACAUAGACUAUUUUAUUUAUUGUCCAAUUAAAGAGUAGCCUAACAAAUAAAAUCAUUAAUGUUGUUCGUUACUAUACAUGCAUACAUACAUAUAUAAAUAUACGCAGAUGUAUACAAAGACAUAAGGAUAUAACGCAUCUCCACCACGAGCAAGUGGAUAGUUAUAAGUAGGAAAAGAAGAAGAGACAAAUAGAUGUGUAAGCGUGGCUCUGUUGUAUCGAUGUGCGAUUAAGUUUCGGGGACUGUAUCAAGGAUGUGAGAUAAGAGAAUCUUGUCAGACCAUUUUUAGAAUAUUCUGAGAAUAAUCUUAUUUUAAAGUAAGGCUCUUAAAAAUUUUUAGAUACUUUCUGAAAAUUUCUUUUAAUAUUUGUCCCAAGAUAUUUUUCGAAAUACGCGAUUAUUCUCGGAUUAUUUCGAGAUAUUGGAUUUGAGAAUCCUGGAAUUUUCAAUUUAUUUACACUUUCCGGGAAAAUUGUCAUCUCGUACAACUAAUAGUUGCCACGAAGGGAAAAAAUGGAGAAGAUUUAUUAAGUUCUUCUCAUUAAUUUCUCGACAUCUCAAAGAAUACUAGAGAAGAAUACUAGAUUUGUUUCGCGAAAUGUCUUUUAUCUAUUCUUGCUAUUAAAACGUUAUUCUAUCUGGAAAAUGAUUUAUUAAACUCGGAUUAAUUCGAUUGAAGAAGAAAGAU